Lytechinus variegatus (green sea urchin) is the source of this 3300-nucleotide messenger RNA. Its product is annotated as chondroitin sulfate N-acetylgalactosaminyltransferase 1-like. Gene Ontology annotation, molecular function: glucuronosyl-N-acetylgalactosaminyl-proteoglycan 4-beta-N-acetylgalactosaminyltransferase activity. NCBI's taxonomy places the organism in Eukaryota, Metazoa, Echinodermata, Echinoidea, Temnopleuroida, Toxopneustidae. Bases 301 to 1914 code for a protein of 537 amino acids. Gene Ontology annotation, cellular component: Golgi cisterna membrane. The transcript is spliced from 3 exons. The record is from RefSeq and is a predicted model, not a curated record.
AUCGAAAACAGUCCCGAGAUCGAGAAUGGAAGUCAAUGCAGUCAGUCAAACUCAAAGCUGAGUUGUUUUAACUUCAAACCAAGACAGUCAAAAGGCAGAACAUGAGAUGAUGUUGAUGUGACGAGCUGGCGUCCCUACAUCAGAAUGUCUUGCUGAUCAUAGGAGCAAGCCCUUUGGAUAGGAAGGAGAAUAUGAAGUCACCUGUAGGGUCAUGAUCCAGGUAGCUUCAAAAGGAUGAUGAUGAUGAUGCAUUGGAGAGGACUGUGGUUUUUGGUUGAGAGAUGCUGAGAAGAUAUCACCAUGAUCUUCCGUACCCCUUCAAUCCGAUCCUUGAUCAAGAUUGGUUUGAUGCUCUGUAUUGGAUUCCUACUACUCCUUGCCAAGCUAGAAACAUGCACCAACACCAUCACCGAUGGCCGUCUGGCCGUCAGAGACCUCCUGGCCCAGGCUCAACCGUUCGCAAACAACGGCGAGAUGGACCGCAAAGAGGAUUGCAUGGUCGCUCUCAGCGAGCAGGAAGAGCGUCACCGGACGGAGAUUGCGGCCCUGAAGCAGCAGAUUCUUGAUCUGAAGACUGAACUGACCAAAUAUGUGGAGAACAUUCAACAGUUGGAGGAACCUAUGGCUGGUGGAGAGGCGGCUGCAACCGCUCGACUUGCCAAGUACUUUGAUCGCGAGCACGGUCGAGAGCUCCUUGACCACAUGCAGAAGCAGAUGGGUAAGAUAGAGCGCCACCGCCCGCUUCGGGACGAGUACGAUGUAGUGCCUUUCAGUAGUUUGACGUCUAAGCUCGUCUAUAGCAUGGAGCAAGGGCUUUCCAAAAGGCCAUCUCAACGUCCAAAGGGUGACCGCAAAGAAGAAUUAGUAGAAGCUGUGUAUUUUGCCAUUGAUGAACUAAAUAAGAAGAAAGAAACAUCUACAGAUUUCUCCAUUGACAACUUUGUUGAUGGUAUAUACAGGACAGAUAGGACUGUGGGAACCUAUUAUAAUCUUGUUUUUCGUGGUAUGCAUGAGAACUAUUAUUACAGCAUGCAGCUUCUACGACCCUUUGCACCCAUACAAAAGUAUAAAUCACAAAUAGUAGACACUAGCCGUAUAGUUAUCAAUAUUAUCAUGCCUUUAUCGGGGAGAAUAGAGAAGUUUAGGACAUUCAUGGAGCGUUUCCAGACGGUGGUUUUAGAAACUAAGAUCCACGUCUUCCUGACUAUAGUGUACUUUGGGAACGACGGUUUGACAGAAAUUCAUAAGAUUCUUGGAGACAUUACAGAACCGUUCAGGUUCCAUAAUUAUAAGAUAAUUACACUGUCAGGAGAGUUCUCAAGAGGUCGUGGAUUAGAAGAAGGUGUCCGGAGCUGGGAUGGUCCGGAUGUCCUGAUGUUCUUCUGUGAUGUGGACAUCGCUUUCAACCGGGAGUUCCUUGAGCACUGUCGCUACUACACCAUCGCAGGACGUACUGUCUAUUACCCCAUGGUGUUUAGUCUGUACAAUCCAGAGAUCGUCUACUCCACCCGUGAACAGAUUCCUAAUGAAAGCGAUAUGUUCCACAUACACAAGGAUUCUGGAUUCUGGAGGGACUUUGGCUUCGGGAUGACCUGUCAGUAUCGCUCAGACUUCAUGAACAUCAAAGGUUUUGAUGUUGACAUGAAGGGAUGGGGUGGAGAGGAUGUGUAUCUUUACAAGAAGUAUCUCCAGUCAGAGAUGAAAGUUAUAAGGGUACCUGACGCAGGUAUUUUCCACACCUAUCAUCCAAAGGAAUGCUCUGAGAACCUGACAGCAGAACAGUAUCAUAUGUGCAUCGGGUCAAAGGCUCGCAGUGAAGCCUCCCACUCUCAGCUUGGUAGAUUAGCUUUCAAAGACGAUAUCAACAUGACACUGUAUUUAAUGGGCGAUCCAAAGCAUCAUCCUCCACAUUGACCAAUCAGGAAACAGAACUUAAAAUGACCAAGUGAGACUGACCAAUCAGAAGACAGAGCUCAUCAUGACCAAGUUAGACUGACCAAUCAAGACAGAGCUCAUAAUGACCAAGUUAGACUGACCAAUCAGAAGACAGCUCAUAAUGACCAAGUUAGACUGACCAAUCAAGACAGAGCUCAUAAUGACCAAGUUAGACUGACCAAUCAGAAGAUGAAACUCUGCAUGACUUUGUGAGACUGACCAAUCACCAGUUGUCUAUUCAGAAACAACAUUUUUGUAGGCAUGACAUAUUGGAUUUUUUUUUUAAGAUGAUGAAAUGAAAGUAUGUAGUGUUUGAAUCAAUGUUAUAGAUACGUUUAACAUUUCUUGGUAAAAAAAAGUUCAAUUUGGUUUAAAUAAUUAACAAAUCCGACUUACCCGAGAAAAUAAUUUAAAUGUACAACUCUGCUUGAUCAUCAUCUCAUAGCCUAUUUAUCAACUCUUUAUAUUUCUGUUUUAUGAUCAUCUCAUGACUUUGUAAAACUCAAAUCUUUGCUGCUAGCAUCAAUCAGCUGAACCGGACAGUAGAUCAUUAACAGUAUUGGCUCUAUUUAGACAUGUAAUUUUAAAGUCUUUAUUGGACAAAAGAUGAUUUGGACACUUCCACUGUAUUGGACAUUGUGAUUAUAUUUUUCAAAGAUGUGUGUUAAUUGAUCUGAUCAUGUCCAAAAUAUGCUUAUAAAGAAUAUUUGCUAUUUUUCUAUUACAGUUGUGAAAAGGUAAAUUGUAGAGUGUAGAAAAGAAAAGUUUGAUUGUGUUGUAGCUUGCCAGUGCCUACUUUUACAUGCCCUGUUUUCAAUUAAUCUUCAGUUUCAAUGACAAAUGAACAUGCUUUUGAUAGUUUUACUUUAUUCUUUGCUUUCUCGCUUUCACCAUAAAUAAAUGUACCAGAUUCUGUACAAAACUAUUGAACAAAAGAGAAUUAGAAUGGUAUUGUAAUUUUUUUUUUUUUGGGGGGGGGCAAUUGAUUGCAAAUUUCUAUUGUAAAUUUUAAAUUGUUGAUGAAUGAUGACUUUCCAGAACGUUUCCACAAGAAGUAGACAAAGGCUCUGUUGUAGAGAGCUGCAAGAGAUUCCAAUAAAAUCAAAUUCAGAUUAGUUUAAAUUCCAGGUAUGGGGUCAUGGUCAGUUUCUGGCACACAUUUUGCUGGUCUAGGCUUUACAUGUAGGGAGGGUCAUGCACAUAUACAAAGUCUAGAAGAGAAAGUUUUCUCAAGCAGCCUUAUUACUGAGAACUCCUGGAACCCUGUCUUACAAAAUGAUUGAUCCAGUCAAUCGUAACUCUAUAGAAAUCCAUCAGUGUCAGAAAUUUUUCUACAGGAAAUCUGCAAAAUGUCCUUUGUAAACA